AACAUGGCGUCCACAUACCGUAGCCUACGUGAAUCUCGUACUCUCACGCAUGCGCAUGACCAAUUUUGACAUCUCAACGUAAAUAUGGCGGACUGUGUUGCGAUAUUUAGUGUAUUGGCCUCUCUUACAGUAGCAGCAUGGGCAGCAAAUGUCCCAUCAUCCACUUGCGAGUCUCUCAAAGCACCAAUCAAUGGCCUUGUUCAAUGUUCGAUAAACGGUACAGUAUUGACAUGUACAGGGAUAUGUAACAACGGAUAUAUGUUUUCUUCUGGACAUGAUUUCAUCACGAGAACCUGUGAAGCAGGAACAUGGAAAGGGGGAAGCGACCUUCCGUUGUGUAGCCCUGACUCGUGUGGAAGAAAGCUCCUCAGUGGCGUAAACAACAGUGAUUUUACGGCUUCAUCAGUAUGGACAGGGGUCGUAGGUUAUUAUUUUGGCGCGGAAAGAGCUCGGCUAGAUUCGGAUGUCGUCAUGAUUGGCAAUAUUGCACAAAGUGGUGGGUGGCGUGCUGCCGAUAAUACACUAGAUCAAUACAUUCAGGUAAAACUACCAGAAGUGAAGAGGAUUACUGGAAUUACAACAAAAGGGCGUACGGUCCUAACUGGCGAUCCAUCCAACGAAUAUGUUACUCAGUACAGGGUUCUAUACAGUAUGGAUGGUAAAAGUUGGACACCGUAUAGUUCCCAGACAGUGGGCGACGCGUUUUUAUCUGGCAAUAUUGACAACAAUACUCCGAAGACAAAUAUACUCUCAUGUCCAUUUGAUGCACGAUAUGUACGUAUAAAUCCAAUAGCUUGGCACGAGAACAUCGCGCUCAGAUUUGAAAUUCUCGGCUGCAAGUCAGAUGGCACUAAACCCACAUGUUCAACUCCCACACAGCCACCACCAGUUACUAUGGAGAUGACACCGACCAUGAUACCAUCUCCAACUGUACAAAGUAUAUUGAAUUAUAAACAUGUUUCUUUCUUAUUUACAUUUCUAAUUUCAAUAGGAGAACAAAAAGAUGCAAGAUAAGGUUUAUAUUUCCUA
Ruditapes philippinarum (Manila clam) is the source of this 1029-nucleotide messenger RNA. Its product is annotated as lactadherin-like. Lineage: Eukaryota; Metazoa; Mollusca; Bivalvia; Venerida; Veneridae. The record is from RefSeq and is a predicted model, not a curated record. Bases 85 to 1014 code for a protein of 309 amino acids. The transcript is spliced from 8 exons.